This is a messenger RNA of Triticum turgidum subsp. durum (durum wheat), 1260 nucleotides long. The record is from the annotation of a GenBank genome assembly. NCBI's taxonomy places the organism in Eukaryota, Viridiplantae, Streptophyta, Magnoliopsida, Poales, Poaceae.
AUGUCUUCCAAGCUAAAGUUGAUGGACCAGCUGAUUCAACGGUUGACAGAAAGGACUCUACCUGCAAACAAGACCAUUGUUCCCAAGGUGGUGAAACACAAUACCUUGGGCCACAUCUUCCAGAGUUGGUUUCAGAAUGCCGUUACACCGGGAAUUGAAGAACUCACCGUGGAACUAUCUUCAAAGUCAGGAAUAUAUUACAACUUUCCGUGGUCACUUUUAGCUAAUGAGAGCGGAAACACGAUUCGGUAUCUAAAUAUUUCUCGUUGUGCUUUCUCUCCCACCAGCGGGUUAUGCUUUAAAAACCUGUCAAGACUCGACCUGAGUGAUGUUGAUAUCACAGGGGACCAAUUGGGGUCCCUUCUUCACAAUUCUUUUGCUUUGCAACGGAUGCAACUCAAGUUUUGCAAUAAGAUAAUUUGCUUGAAAAUACCAUUUCAUCUACAACAACUCAGAUAUCUGGAUGUGUUUGACGGCGGCAGGAUGCUGCGGGUUAUAGAGGUAGAAGCUCCAAACCUCUCUAAUUUCCAGUUUAGGGGACAUCGUCAAGUACAACUAUCAUUUGGAGUAGGAUUACAAUUCAAGAAUUUCGACUUGUCCUUUCCUGGUGUUCUCAGCUAUGUUUGUGCUGAUUUUCCGUCUAGCUUGCGCUAUGUUGAAGCUCUUUCUCUAGGUUCAUGUCAUGAGGUAUAUGCUAAAUCCUUGAUAUGCAUGAUGAUUGAUACACCAGUUUUACCUAGCAAAUUCUUACAUCUCAAGCACUUGAAUGUUGAUCUUAGUACACUGACAUUUCCCUCGACCUAUGACUACUGUUCUUUGAUAUCCCUUUUUGAUGCUUCUCCUUCUUUGGAGACCCUUGUCAUGAAUGUUUUGCAGAAAAAGAUGUUGCAUGAAUCAAUCGUGGGAGAUACAUCACAUUUGAGGCAGAUGCCAGGGCACCGCCAUGAUAGCCUCAAGACAGUGAAGAUUAUUGGUUUCUCCUCUGCAAAGAGCUUAGUAGAGCUAACAUGCCAUAUCAUUGAGAAUACAACGUCACUUGAGGGCCUUACAUUGGACACCACAACAGGACAUCCUUUGUAUAGUUGUUUAACCAACAAUAUUGGAAAGUGCAUGCUGUUGCACGGGGAUUUUAUGGUGGAAGUUCGUCAAGGGCUCUUGGCUAUCAGGACAUAUGUUGAGCCAAAAGUUCCUUCCAGAGUCAAGCUAAAUGUUGUGGAGCCUUGCCGCCGAUGCCAUGAUCAACCACUGAUCAUAUGUUGA